Oryzias melastigma (Indian medaka) is the source of this 3240-nucleotide messenger RNA. It is a transcript of the gene ptprma, whose product is annotated as protein tyrosine phosphatase receptor type Ma. The record is from RefSeq and is a predicted model, not a curated record. Gene Ontology annotation, molecular function: protein binding. Gene Ontology annotation, cellular component: membrane. NCBI's taxonomy places the organism in Eukaryota, Metazoa, Chordata, Actinopteri, Beloniformes, Adrianichthyidae. The transcript has 17 exons. Bases 364 to 2991 code for a protein of 875 amino acids.
AUAAUCUUGUUUGGACCCCCCCUAAAAACAAACAAAAAAAACUGUUACAUGAACAUUUUGUUUUGCCAUCAACGGGGGUGCCAGAGGCAGGCGGGAGGAGCAGGGCAGCCCCCCCGUCGCUCCCGAACCGCGGGCUCGCACGCGCCCUCUGCCGGAGCUGCGCGCGCAGCCGCUCGCUGCCGGACUCCAUCCAGACGUCAUUCAGGAAUCAGGACGCAUUCCUCCUCCAAGAGUGGAGGCGAAAGCAACCGAGCGCGCGCCGGAGCGCACAGAGAGCCGCGUGCGCUGAAAGUGCAGCUGCAGUCCGUUCAGAAGAGUUUCAGGUGACCCCCCAACCCCAGCUGGAGGGCUGCCGCCGCUGACAUGAAGAAAGUUCUCUCCCGCGUCUGCGUCGCCGUCACGCUGCUGCUGUGCGCCCGGGGGCAAGUUUUGAUAGGCGACUGUAACUUUGAAAAGCCGCUGGAAGCGUGUGGAUACAGCCAAGGCAGAGAUGAUGACCUUGACUGGGAGCAAGCUAAUACCAGAGAGAGGCCUUCAUCAGAUCCAUGGAUGCCCUCAGAGCCGGCCUUCGUCAUGGUGAACACGUCGGGACGCUUCGCAGGACAGAGAGCCCUGCUGCUGUCACCUCAGCUGAGAGAGAAUGACACUCACUGCGUUACCUUCCACUACUACAUAGGAGGACGAGACGGCAGCCGUCCCGGACACCUAAACGUCUACAUCAAAGAAAAUAACAGCCCCAUCGGGAUGCCUGUCUGGAAUGCAUCAGGCCCAGCCUCUCGCUCCUGGGAACAAGUGGAGCUGGCCGUCAGCACCUACUGGCCCAACUUCUACCAGAUUGUAUUUGAAGUCGUACCUUCAGGGCAGCGUGGCUUGCUGGCCAUCAAAGACAUUGUGGUCCAGGGCCACCAGUGCAUGAACACUCCUCACUUCCUGACCAUAAAGGGAGUGGAGGUCAAUGCUGGACAGACUGCAUCUUUUCACUGCACUGUGAAUGGACGGAAGAGGGACAACUUCCACCUGUGGCUUCAGGGCAUCAGCGGACGGGAGGCUCCCAUGAAAGCCACCAAACCCUGGAACAACCGCCGCUUCAUUGGCACCUUCGAUGUGGAAAACACCACCAAGGGCGACUCUGGCCGUUACCGCUGCAUUGUACACUCAGACAAAGGAGUUGGAGUGUCCAAUUACGGGGAACUGACCAUAAAGCAGCCCCCAGUUCCCAUUGCACCCCCACAGCUGACUUCCAUUGGAGCCACCUAUCUUUGGAUCCAGUUGAAUGCCAAUUCCAUCAAUGGGGAUGGCCCAAUAAUUGACAGGGAGGUGGAGUACCGAACUGUCUCAGGGACCAUGUAUGACCUGCAGCCCGUAGACAAGACCACCCACAAGAUUGGCCACCUGGAUCCUGACACUGAAUAUGAAAUCAGUGUUCUGCUGACCAGACCUUUGGAGGGAGGCACCGGAGCUCCUGGACCGCCCCUGAGAGCCAGGACUAAGUGUGCAGAGCCUAUGCAUGGCCCACAACGCUUGGAAGUGGUGGACAUCCAGUCCAAGCAAGUGACAAUACGGUGGGAACCUCUGGGCUACAACGUGACCCGCUGCUACAGCUACAACCUAACUGUCCAGUAUCGCUCCAAAAUGCUCUUCAAAGAGGAGACCCGAGAGGAGGUGUGCUACCUCAGCCAAAGCCACGACCCUCAGCACACGAUUCACAACCUGACGCCCUUCACAAACAUCAGUGUUAAGCUGGUGCUGCGCAACCCAGAGGGUGUGAAGGAGAGCAGAGAGCUGGAGAUACAGACCGAUGAAGAUGUGCCAGGAGUGGUUCCUCUGGAAUCUAUUCAGGGCAGUGCCUAUGAGGAGAAGAUCAUCCUGAAGUGGAGAGAGCCUGAGCAGACCUACGGGAUCAUCACUCAGUAUGAGUUCUCUUACAAGGCAGUGAGCUCCUUUGACCCUGAACUGGACCUCUCCAACCAGAGUGGGAAAGUAGUAAAGAUGAGCAACGAAACCACCCACGUGUUCACAGGCCUCUACCCAGGCUCCACGUACUCCUUCACCCUGCGUGCCAGCACAGCCAAGGGCUACGGCCCUCCUGUCAUCACCCAGUUCACCACCAAGAUUUCAGCGCCGUCCAUGCCAGCAUAUGACCAGGAAACGUCUCUGAACCAGACAGACAGCACCGUCACAGUCCUCCUGAAACCAGCUCAGAGCAGAGGAGCCCCCGUCAGCGUGUACCAGGUGGUGGUGGAGGAGGAACGUCCACGCAGAGCGAGAGGGACCGCCCAGAUUCUGCGCUGCUACCCAGUUCCCAUUCACUUCCAGAAUGCCACACUUCUGAACUCACAGUACUACUUCACUGCUCAGUUCCCGGCCGCCGGCAUGCUGUCGCCACAGCCGUUCACCGUGGGUGACAACAAGACCUACAACGGCUACUGGAAUGUGCCUCUGCUGCCGCAGAAGAGCUACAGCGUCUAUUUCCAGGCUGUCAGCACAGCUAACGGGGAAACUAAAAUCGAAUGUGUUCGGGUCGCCACCAAAGCUGCCAUCCUCGUGACUCAGCUGACGACCCCCUACAUCCGAAUCAUUCCUGCAGCUGGUGACACCCAACUAACAGGUGCAGCAACCCCCAAGCCAGAUUCAGUGGAGCCUGAGAAACAAACAGACCACACGGUGAAGAUCGCAGGGGUCAUUGCUGGGAUCCUCCUCUUCAUCAUCAUCUUCCUGGGAGUGGUUCUGCUCAUGAAGAAAAGAAGAACCUAUCACUCCUACACUUACUACCUGAAAUUGGCAAAGAAGCGUAAAGAGACCCUGAACAGCACUCGCCAGGAGAUGACUGUGAUGGUCAACUCAAUGGACAAGAGCUACACAGAGCAGGGUACCAACUGUGAUGAGGUGUUGUCCUUCAUGGACACACACAACCACACACUGAACACCCGGAGUGAGUGUGCGCUCACGCUUAAUGGCAGAGGUAAGACCCUUUGGUACUUGCACUUUUAGACUGUUUUAGACAGCAUAACCAGAGUCGAAAUGAUUUAUUUUUAAUUUAAUGAAGUAUAAUUCUUUUGAAUUCUUUUAAAAUACAUGCAUUUAUUUCAUAGUUUGGUUUGGUUUAUUGUUCAUGCCUUUUUUUUUUUCUUUUACAAGAAAACAUACAUUAAACAUACUUGGGCUUGAACAACUGGAACAGAGUGAAGAAAACAAAUUCUUAUAUAAUCUGUUCCUUUUUUCUAAACAAAACAGAAACAA